This is a messenger RNA of Magnolia sinica, 1468 nucleotides long. RefSeq lists its product as uncharacterized. Gene Ontology annotation, molecular function: peptidyl-prolyl cis-trans isomerase activity; protein tyrosine phosphatase activator activity. Gene Ontology annotation, cellular component: protein phosphatase type 2A complex; nucleus; cytoplasm. The coding region runs from base 62 to 1258 and encodes 398 amino acids. The transcript has 2 exons. Gene Ontology annotation, biological process: mitotic spindle organization. The record is from RefSeq and is a predicted model, not a curated record. NCBI's taxonomy places the organism in Eukaryota, Viridiplantae, Streptophyta, Magnoliopsida, Magnoliales, Magnoliaceae.
CACCCCUUUACCCGCCACUAUAUUCAACAGCAUCCAGUCCGCUCUUCCUCUUCAAACCGAAAUGGCCGAUCCUCCCGACUCUUCCCCACCUCCCCAGCCCAUUUCCCGCGACGAACCUAACAAAAACCAGCCCCCGACGCACCAUCAUCUCUCGUCCUUUCCUGAUCCCACCACCUGCUUCUCCUGCAACGCUCCGGUCACUCCUUCUCCUCAUCCCCAGUCCUGGUCCGACGGUCCCUCACCUCCUCCAGUCUAUCGCCCCAUCCGUUUCCCAGCCCUAAAUCUCCCCCCUCCAAACACCCAAUCCAUCAUCCAAUCCCCAGUUCCCCAACCCCAAUCAGUACCGUCCAUUUCCCUACCCCACCACUUCCAACCCCCUUCCAAGAAAAUCCACACUCCAUCCGACGCCCAGCGCUUCCUCUCAUCCCCCUCCGGCUCCAACUUCCUCGGCUUCAUCGCCGCCCUCUCCCACUCCAUCCGUGGCCGCAAGAUCUCUGAUCCGGCUCCUCUCUCCCCGUCCGUUUCCUCCGUCACCUCCCUCCUCCAAACCCUCAUCGGUUGGAUCGAUGACAUUCCGCCCGUCCAUCAACCCUCCCGCUACGGCAACCCUUCGUUCCGCGUCUGGCAGGAUCGCCUCACCGAAACUGGCUACUCCCUCGUCCUCGAGCUCCUUCCGGAAGAUCUAAAACCUGCUGUUGUCGAGAUCUUCCCCUACUUCGCCGACAGCUUCGGAAACCCUGCCCGCAUCGAUUAUGGAACCGGCCAUGAGGCCAAUUUUGCCGCUUGGCUCUACUGCCUUGCUCGGCUGGGUUUCAUCAAGGAAGAUGACUAUCAGGCCGUUGUGUCCAGAGUAUUCGUGAAGUAUCUUGAACUGAUGAGGAAGCUGCAGAUUGUUUACUGUCUCGAACCUGCCGGGUCCCAUGGUGUCUGGGGCUUGGAUGACUACCAUUUUCUCCCGUUCAUCUUCGGGUCCGCCCAGCUGAUUGAUCAUAAGUACAUGAAGCCCAAGUCGAUCCAUAACGAGGACAUACUUGAGAAUUUUGCAGAUGAGUUCAUGUAUCUAUCUUGCGUGGCAUUCGUGAGGAAGGUGAAGAAGGGGGUGUUUGCAGAGCACUCGCCGCUGCUUGAUGACAUCAGUGGGGUGCCGACAUGGAGCAAGGUUAACAGCGGGAUGCUUAAGAUGUACAGAGCGGAGGUGCUUGAGAAGGUGCCAAUCAUGCAGCAUUUUCUCUUCGGAUCACUCAUUGAAUGGGAGUGAAAUUGUGAAUCAGCUUUAUGCGGGGCAUUAUCCAAGGAACAAAGACAUGUUUAGGAUUUGCAUCAGGUUGAUUGAUAAAAUCUGGAUGCUUAUGAGACUGGAGUUUAGACUGAUGAAUGCACAUUGAUGUAAGUUCUCUUCUUUUUGUUCUUGUAACACUGAUUGACACUACACCAGAUUACUGAUAAGAAAAGGAGUCACACUGCUAUA